CCCGGCAGCCUCGGGGUGGGGGAGGUCGGGGAGGGGGCGAUAAGAUGGCGCAGGGGGCGGAGUGAGGCGCAGUCGUUCGCCUAGGCUGUGGCCCGGCUUCUGGAGAUGAAAUGAUGUGAUGCCUGGGAUUUGCUUCAAAAUAAUCUGGAAGGUGGGAGUCAAUCAUUUUGACAAGUCUCCCGAAAGGAACAGCUAGCAGGAGCUGAACCCUUUUUCCAUUUGGUCUCGUGGCAAAGGCAGAGAUCACACCAGCAGCUCCACACAAUAUGAUGUGCUCACUAGUGCCCUCUGAACAGUCUUCUGGUACCUCUCUCUUGCCUAAAGACAAUGCUCCUUUUUCUUGGAGUUCCUUGGAUGAGGAUGAAUUGGAUGACUCCUUGCUGGAGCUAUCUGAUGGAGAAGAUGAUGGCCAUUUCAGUUUCACAGAGGAACAGAUUCAGGAACUCUUGAAGGAUGAUGACCUAUCAAAUGAGCACUUUCCUUGGGGAGGAGGGUUGCCUAAUGAUGACAGCAGGAAUGUUGAGAAGGGAGAGAAGGGGAGUCAAAUUCCACUUGACACUCCCCAAGAGAAAGAUUCACCAUACAACAUGGGACCAGAAGCUGAGACCCCUGACACAUUCAAACUACCUCAACUAACUACAUCAGUUGGUCAUGGACCAACUCCUACUAAACCAUUGAACAGACGCUUUGCACUAGAAAAGAAUCUUAUAAAAGUUACAGUUGCACCAUUUGAUCCAACAGUUUGUGAUGUUGUACUUGAUAAGGACAAGACUUAUGUGUCCAAAGUUACAUCCAGAGUUACUGAAAAACCCUCCUCCCUUGGGGAAGAGAUGAGAGAAGAUGAUCUUAGCCCAAAUGAGAGCACACUUUGCACAGAAUCUGAAGGGAUCAGCCCCAAUAACUCUGCCUAUGAUGGGCCCCCACUCCCUUCUUCAAACAAUAAUUUUCAACAUACUGUCUCUGAUAAAAACAUAUCCAACAGUAAGAAACCUACGCCUGUAUUCUCUCAGAUCUUGGACCAUUCAGAGACUUCUAAUACAGGGUCAUCCUGGAGAAAUGGAUCAUAUAAAUCAAGUUUUGAAAUGAAGUUACCAGCUUCCAGUUCAUCAAGCAAACAGGAUGUUCUUGAGAAGGAUUCUGGGAAGCUAAAGGUCCAUGAAAAAAGACUAGGCAAAGUCAUUCCUGUUCUGCAAACCAAAACAAGGACUAAUGUUCCGACGUUUUCACCGUCAGACCUAGAAAAGCAGAAGCAAAGUUAUCUCAGGAAUGUCAUUGCUCAUAUAGAAGACCCAGUGGAUUCAAACCAAGGUACCUUGGGGGAGCUGUGUGCCUUGAUGGAUCAAGUUCAUCACAUGCACAACCAGAAAUGGCAGCAUCCUUCAGACCUCACCAGGCGAAACUACGCCCGGUUCCGACAGAAAUCUCUGCAAAGAUACAGUCUGACCCAGUGGGUUGACCAGAAUAAGCGAAGCCACCAUCGGUUCCAGCGUCUACCAGAUUUCCCAUACGGUCCACUUGUCUCCUCCCAUCAGCAGUGAAGGGCCCUAUCCAGGGUCCUGUCCAAAGCAGCAUCUCAUCUUCUGCUGUUCCAUGCUUUGUAGAUUUCAAAUUUUAUUUUUCACAAUAUUUUUAUUUAAAGAACUUGUCACCUUUUGGAAAUGCAUAUUGCUGACUUGAAAUUUUUUGUAUAGGGUCCUUCGUUUCUGUGUGUGUGUAUGCAUUUAAGCAGUGUUGAGUUUACAUAGUUUUAAUUUUUUAAUUUAAAUUAAAGGUGGCUGCCUCCUGAAAGCCAGCAUUAAGUCAGAACAUCCCGGCUCAAGCAAAGAGCCACCUCUCUGCAGAGGUGAAGUCUACUUCUGGUGCCCAAAAGAAAUCAUUCUUUAAUCUCUUGAAGGAAGAGAUUCUUUAUCAGGCUGCAAACCAGUUUUAAUUAUUGCUGAUGACUUAUAAAUGGAUACAAGUCACUUUUAACAACCCUUCUUACUUUUCUUAUGUGAAUCUCUGAAUACCCGUCAGUAUUUUAAAGUUAGUAAUUCAGGACAUCUGAAGUAGUUGAAAGGACAAAUUAAAAGUGUAAAUCUUCUUUUUGUACCUACUAGCUGCCUUUAUUUUUUUGGCUUUUUUUUUUUUUUCCAUUCUUCAUUAAAUUUAUUUUGCACAGUAGUGUUUACAAGUCUUACAUAUCUCAGCUCUUGGCAGAAGCCUGGUGGCUGACAGCCCUGUUGACUGUGGUCUAGUGGCCGGUUGCCUGCUCUGUCCGUCCGCACGGAUCCCCUCCCUCCCUCGUUUCCCCAGCGGCCGUAGGGCUCUGCUGGCGGGUUCCGUGUCCUUGUGGGCGUAGACGCCUCCUCAGGACAGCCUCACUGCACUCGGUACUGAAGAGCUGUCCGCCCAGAGUCUUGACUCCAGGACAGGCCAGAAGGCAGUGCUGUUGAGAGGUGUGAGUUGGUCUUCAGUCUCAUCUGCUGAACCCAGCUUUGAGUAUGAGUUGGCGAGUUAGUUAGCCUCCAUCCUGUAGAAGAGACUUUUGAGAAGCUGUCCUUUGUCUCCAUUAUUAGUUAAUAAGAGGUGCCUUUUGAUCCAGAUGUUACCACCUCCUCACUUGGUCAGAGGAUGUACAGUUUUACAAAACUACUAAAGUGGAUUUAAAAUAGUUUUGAUGAAGCCUGUGCACAAAGCAUUACCUGAUCUUAAGGAUUAGUACUCUUAAGCCAAGUUGAUGAGCUUUGUGCAACUACCUUAAUGGAUGUCUUUGGAGUUUGUUAUUCCUUUACAGAUGGCUCUAGACAUCUCUUGGGAGAUUUUACAGUCUGGCAUUUGUGCUCUUGUUCACUCUCAGUGAAGGUUGUACCUAGUUGCUGUAGCACAGCCUGUGAUACUGGGCUCACUGCCUGUCAGGUUUUGUUGUUCCAUCAGCCCCAUCUUUGUCUGCAAGUAACCUAACAUAAACAUCCUACUCUGCUUUAGAAACUGACUUGGGAGAAACUUGGUCAUUGUUACCAGUAAAUUUAGAUGGAUGUCCCUAAGUGUUUACCAUUUCUGUCCAGUCAAGGAGUCUUUUCCUUGGAAAUUUGGUUGAAAGUCUGGGGCCAAAAUGCAAAGGAGAAGUUCUAUUCAAAGGCAAGAGUCAAAAUCUGUUAUUUCAGUUGGAAUUUACAACGUCAGUCACUUCUCCAAGUUUGCGUAAAUCAGCUUGAUGGAGUGGGACAGACAAACAUCCAACUUUGAAACUAUAGCACAGUUAGAACUAAGUAUUGCUGGAAUAUCUAGCAUUGUAGUUGUCUUGUUCCCCACAGAUCACCAAGGAGUAAAGGGAUGGCCAUUUGCUUGGGCAGAAGUCUGAAGUCUCAUGCUCUUACCUCCUUGGUGCAGGAAGGUUUAAGACUGACGUGUCACGGGAGCAUCGCCUUUGCCAAAUCUAAUGAGUGACGGGUUAUCUUGAAAAUGUGACAAUCACAUUUCCUCUUUGCUCAAAUAAUUCUGUUUUUCCAAAGCUUUAGCAGCUUAAUUAAAUCUGUUGGACUGGGGGAGGAGAGAACUGUUCCCUAGCGGUUAACAUGGUAUUCUUUAAGAAGAAAAACAAAGCCAAAGAAAACUCAUUAUCAGGCAUGUUCGCCUUAAAGAUGGUGGUGGGUAGAAUCUGGAGUUUGAAUUUGUUUUUAAAAGUGCUUACAUAUCUCAUAUUUGGUGUUGGCCUCUUAAGUCUAAUUUUCAUGUAGAAUUCUUGCUGUAUUGUUUUAUUUGAGUAAGGGCUCUGUGCAUUGAACUGCCUACCAAGCUUUCUUUAUCUGUGAUGACAUUCUCACCACAGGGGUCUUAACACUGCAGAGUAGACUUGUGCUGUUUACAUAGUUUACUUGUAACUAAAAGAGCCUGAAAUAACAUGUAGUUUUCCAUCUAAUUUGACCCCAGUUUACUUUGGUUGUUGUCAGGAUCAAUUAUGAAACUGAAGUUUGGUGCCUCCUGUGUAUCAUGUUUUUCCCCUUGUAGCAGUUGUGUUUAAUGUCAUUAAAAAUAAAUAAAAGUUCUUGUCAGUG
This is a messenger RNA of Odocoileus virginianus texanus, 4037 nucleotides long. It is a transcript of the gene S100PBP, whose product is annotated as S100P binding protein. The record is from RefSeq and is a predicted model, not a curated record. Lineage: Eukaryota; Metazoa; Chordata; Mammalia; Artiodactyla; Cervidae. Gene Ontology annotation, molecular function: calcium-dependent protein binding.